Musca domestica (house fly) is the source of this 5985-nucleotide messenger RNA. RefSeq names its product guanine nucleotide-binding protein subunit beta-1 (gene Gbeta13F). The record is from RefSeq and is a predicted model, not a curated record. Bases 991 to 2013 code for a protein of 340 amino acids. Gene Ontology annotation, molecular function: protein binding; signaling receptor complex adaptor activity. The transcript has 2 exons. Gene Ontology annotation, cellular component: cytoplasm; heterotrimeric G-protein complex. NCBI's taxonomy places the organism in Eukaryota, Metazoa, Arthropoda, Insecta, Diptera, Muscidae. Gene Ontology annotation, biological process: G protein-coupled receptor signaling pathway.
GUGAAAACAACCACUGUAUGUAUGCAUGAAGGCAGGCACAGGCAGGCAGUCAUUUUAUCGUCGUCAAGUUGUAUUGUGUCGAUACACUCUCUCCGUCUCACUCAGUUUUUUUCGUUGUAUUAUUAAUCAAGUGUUCCCCCUGUGUCGUUAGUUCGUUCGUUCGUGGUGGUGCAAAUUGCAAUUUUGGAUUUUGGUGUACAAAAAACCAACCAAAAGAAGAAAAUCGAAGUUAGUGAGAGAAUAUUGUAUCGUAUGUGACUAGAUUAGAAUUAAUAAAAAAAAUAUUAAAUAAAAACACCAGUGGUUUUUGUUGGUACAUUGUACAAAUUUUGUUUUAACGGCAUUUCCUAAUUUGCAUACGAUAGUAAUUUUUUUUUUGAAGAGCAAUGAAACUGAAACAGAAAUGAAUAAAUUUCACCCCUUGUACUACUAAAAGUACGAUCGAAGUCUCGAACGGAGGAGGAAGACAUUAGAAAAAAUAUACAUAUACAUACAAAACGGCAAAAGUAAAGAGAAGAAAAAAUUGUGUGUGGAGAAGUGGUGGAGCGGACGUCAACUGUGAACGAAGCACAAGAAAAAAGGAGAAUCAUUUAUACAGCAGUGUUUUUUCAACAGGAGAAAAACGAUACGAGAGUACUCCCAGGCAAUUUAACAAAAAGAAAAAGUAAUAUAUUCGGAAAAUUAUCAAGAAAUUGCGAAUUUGUCGGCCGGACUAGGAUUGUUGUCAUCCGAGGCGGAGACCAGCGUAGUGAAAAAAAACACCUAGAGAUUUUCACCAUCAUCAUCAAAACAAAAAAAAUUAAAUCAGCAGGAAAAUAAUAAUUAUUUGCAUUCGAACCUAAAGGAGUUGGAAGAAUCAGCAGCUGCCGAGUACACUUGUCGGCCGUAAUUCUUUUUUAUACAAAACCCCACUGCACAGGGAACCAUCAAAUAGACCACACAUAUACGCACGCACGCACGCACACACAUUAUAUAUAAAAGUCUACGAAAAUGAAUGAGUUGGAUAGUUUGAGACAAGAAGCUGAAUCCCUCAAGAAUGCCAUACGCGAUGCCCGAAAGGCUGCCUGUGACACCAGCUUAGUGCAGGCAGCUGCGUCCUUGGAGCCCAUUGGCCGUAUACAGAUGCGUACAAGGCGCACCUUGCGAGGACAUUUGGCGAAAAUCUAUGCCAUGCACUGGGGCAAUGACUCACGUAACUUGGUAUCUGCCUCCCAGGAUGGUAAACUGAUUGUUUGGGACUCUCACACUACAAAUAAGGUCCAUGCCAUACCACUGCGCUCGUCAUGGGUAAUGACGUGCGCUUAUGCGCCCUCCGGCAGUUAUGUGGCCUGUGGCGGUCUAGACAAUAUGUGUUCAAUUUACAACUUAAAAACCCGUGAGGGCAAUGUUCGCGUCUCCCGUGAAUUACCCGGUCAUGGUGGCUACUUGUCCUGUUGCCGUUUCUUAGACGAUAAUCAAAUUGUGACCAGCUCGGGUGAUAUGACAUGUGGUUUGUGGGACAUUGAAACCGGCCAACAAGUAACCUCGUUCUUGGGUCAUACAGGCGACGUUAUGGCGCUGUCGCUGGCACCCGCUUGUCAAACAUUUGUGUCGGGCGCUUGUGAUGCCUCCGCCAAGCUAUGGGACAUCAGAGAGGGCGUUUGCAAGCAGACAUUCCCUGGCCACGAAUCGGAUAUAAAUGCGGUGACAUUCUUCCCCAACGGCCAGGCAUUCGCAACAGGUUCAGACGACGCCACCUGUCGUUUGUUUGAUAUACGUGCCGAUCAAGAAUUGGCCAUGUACUCGCACGACAAUAUCAUCUGUGGUAUUACAUCGGUGGCAUUCUCAAAAAGUGGACGUUUACUGUUAGCUGGCUAUGAUGAUUUCAACUGCAAUGUUUGGGACACAAUGAAGGCCGAACGUUCGGGCAUAUUGGCCGGCCACGAUAAUCGGGUCUCCUGUCUGGGUGUGACCGAAAAUGGUAUGGCGGUAGCAACGGGCUCAUGGGAUUCAUUCUUGCGUGUGUGGAAUUAAGGAGGAAACAUAACGACAACAAAAACAACAUUACAUUAUGUUUUAAGUCAAAAAAAGAAAAACCAACAACAACAAAUCACAACAAAAAUCAACAACAAACAGCCUACAACAAACAAAGAUGAUGUUUAGUACUAUAUAUUAUUAUAGUUUAAUACAAAUAAUAUGAACAAAACAAAAAGAAAAAAACAACCACAAAAUCUGCAAACAAGCAACAUAAACCAACAAACAAAUGCCGUGGUUUUCGCAUAUACAUAUAUAAUGGGUAAAGUUAGGUUCUGAGGAUGAGAAUCCGAAUCCGAAAGGUCGUAAUGCAAAGUUAGAUUUUCUAUCAGACUAAAAGAAUAUCCAACAAAACUAGUCUUGUGUUUUGAAUAUAGUUUACAAAUCCAUUUCAAUUUGAUAUUGGUUAUAAUGAGAACAGUAUUAUAUGAAUUCACUUAUUUAUUGGUUGUGCCAUAGUGGGCAUACCUGUAAUAGAAAAUGAUAAAAAAAAACAACUUACAAAUUUAAAUCAGUUACUGCUAAUUUUUUUAAAAUUUAUUUCAAUGUGUUGUUAAUUUAAUUAUCGUUAUAACCAUAUGUAUUUGUAAGUUAUAUUCAAUACAGCACAAAUAUCCAAAUCUAAAACUUAGCGCAAAACUUUGUAAUUUCUUUCAGUCCACCGUUAGCUUUUUUACUAUUAAUACUUUCCUCUAUAUACCAUUUUUCCUUGUUUUUAAUUUAAACAAAUGAUUUGUCGUAAUUUUUCGCCAAAUCAUAAUCUCAAUAUCCUGAAACAAAUUUGUCCUGGCAUAAAAUAUUAUUUAUAUUUUAUUAGACAAAGAAGGAGAACAACUAUACAUGAGAAAUAACACGCGCGCAAUUUACACGCACAUUCAUUUUUACACAAAUCUUAACUUAAACGAAAAGUGAAACUGCAUAACAAACAACAUACGCGACACGAAAACACACACACACACAAAUAUACUAUUCAAAACAAAUUUGCAACAAUAAAAAAGCGAUAUAUAAAUGGUGAAAAGUUGAAGGCUUGAUUAACAGCAGAAAUGUUAGUCAAUCAUAAAGGAAAAGAUAUAUACACACCACAUACCAUGGUAGACGAAUAUAGGUAGAUGCAUCAAUGCUUGAGAACAUUGAUAUGUCAAAAUUGUUGAAUGUUUUUUUUUUUUUUUUUUUUUUUCAAAAAUACGUAUAUUUAUAUUUAUUUUUGUACACGACGCCAUUCGGAGGUUGUUAUGAUAUGCAUUUUUCUAACACUUUUUACAAAUUUGAAUGAUUUUUCAUUCAAAAUUUAAAUUUCAAAAUAGAUUUGACAGUUCAUUGUCCCAGCAGCUGUGUCGAUGCGAUUAUCUGUAUUCUUCUACCAUGCCACAUACUUUAAAUAUACGUUAUGUAUAUUCGAGUCGGCUGAAAGUGGUUCAAAAUUCACAUAAUUUUUACCACUAUGGGAUUAUACUACCUGUUUUCUUCCUGUAUGUCGUAUGAUGCCCUAUUUCAAACAAUAAUAAUAAUAUUAAUAUACAAUGACGUCAAUGGAUAAUAAUCGUCGUAUAUUAUUCGAAGAUGAAUUUACAAAUUUUCAUUUCUAACAUUUGAGUAUGUUGUCUAAAAAUGUGCAUGGAGAUUGUUAAUCAAUCAUUUCGAUUUCUAUAAGAAAUUCCCUCCCUAAAAAAGUAGUCAGCAAUUUCCCAAAACCUUUCACUUCCUUUUCUCAAUGAAACCCUUAGUUUAUUUUUGGCUUAAAUACACAUUCAAAUACGAUUUGAGGAAGAAACCGGCGCCAUUUUUCGAACAAUUUUUGGAACUCCUCUUCGACAGUAUGUGUUAUGUGUGACGUAUAUUUUGUUUUAAUAUAACAGAGAAAAGUUUAAAUAAAUAUUAUUUUUUUAAUUUUUCUACCUUAGGGACAUUUAUUAUACAUCUACACACACGUACACACACACAGAACCAAAUUAUAAGAAAAAGUUUAAGAAUAAAGCAUUUACAAAACCACAGCAAGUUUAUUUAAAAAUAAUGAAAGCAAAAAAGAAGAAGAAGAAGUAAAAAAUUAAACAAUGGAAUAAUUCUAGAAAAUAAAACACACAAAAUAACCAACCACGUCAAACAACAACAUGAAGAAACCACAAUGAAUAAUUAAUUUAAUAAGUCUUACAAAAAAAUAAAACCAUUUAUUAAUAAUAUUUAAUUAUAAUAAUGAAUCAUACACUACAACUUUAUAAAAAAAAUAAAUACAAAAUAAAGUUUCGUAUUUAAGGACUUUAAUUUCUAAAAAUAAAAAAAAAACAAAAACAAUUUAAAACAAACCAAAACAAAUAUAAACAAAUUUUAUAUAUGCAUAAAAAUUCUUAUAACAAAAAAUACAACAAAUUAAGAACAAGAAACUAAACUAAUCAAAAAAAUUUAUAUAAAAAUUAAACUAAGUUAAGAAUGUAAUAGGAACCGGUACGAGUUGAAAAAACAAAACAAAAAAACUAAUGUCAUAACACACAAAUUAUACAAUUCUGUCUCGUAAAAAAACCUAUUUUUUGUAUUUUUCCAAAAAAAGCGACGUCGAAAGAACUUUUUUAUAUACAACACCACCAGCCAGCCAGCACAUUGUAUUUGACAUUAUAAAAGGAAAACAAAAACAGAAAAGCACCAUUCAUUUUGUCUCCAAAACCAACUGAGACUGACUGAGUAACAAUUUCCGACCGACAGACGACAAUGAUAACAACAAACAGCCUAGUUAUUAGUGUAGGGUCAUAAAGUAGAACGCACACACAAAUUAAUCUAUUUAGUUUGAGAGGGAGAGACAACAAGUAAUGUUGUUGUUGCUCUUGUUGUAGUAGGCUACACGAUGAAUACUUGGUUUGCAUAUUUUUUUUUCGAAAACGUUCAUGAUGCAUUAAAAAUAAUCAUAAUGAUUUCGCGUUUAAUAUUUUUGGGGCUCACUUUUCAUUGUUUUUCUACUUCUUCAUCUUCUUAAAUUGUUGUUGUUUAUUAUUACAAGAAUGCAAAAAUUGUAUAAAGGUAUAGACUAAAAAGUUAUCUGUUAUCUUUGAAAAAAAGUGCUUCAAUAGAUGUCAUUUAUGCUGUGAGAGAGAGCUUAAGUCUGGUCACUCAAUUCUCUCAAAACACAAAAUAUUCAAUAUUUUUAUGAUUUGCUAUAAUGUAUCAAUUGUGAAAACAAGACAGUGACUCUGUUUACAUUUACAUUACCUAAAUAUGCAGUGAAAUAUUAAAAUAUACAUCUUAAAUAGCAGAAAAAUGAAUAAAUUGUUUUCGAAGUCGAGUGACUUUACUGUUGUCCCAAUGAUCAACUAUAGUGACAUCUGCUGGAAGGGGUAAAUUUUUAGACUUUUUAGUCUAUUCCUUUAUUUGUCUAUGACCAUAUGUCAAUGCGAUACGAUUUUUGUUUUGUAAAGGAAUCAUUCACAAUUCUCCAUUCAGGUAUUCAGAACAAGAGUUUAUGUUCAAUGUCGGUAAGAAAGGAAGUUGGUCUUUUGUGUUUAUCAUUUCAUUUUUAUGGGACAUUUUAGGUAGGACGUCAUUUUCUCAACAUCGGCAUUAACACACGAAAAGUUUUAUCAAACUAAAAUACUAGAUUUUCAAGAGAUACAGAGGGGCUAGGAAAAUGAUAUAUACCUGUCAUAAACUCAAUUGUUUUCUUCGCAACAUUUCCGGUGUCUUGAAAAGUAAAUCUUGAUGGAAACACAUAAUUCAUAGAAAAAUAUAUCCCUAGAUCCUGUAACAAAUCUAUAUUACUUCAUUUAUGUUAAGAUUGUAUGGCUUGCUGUGAUUUGUAAAAGGAAAGUAAAGUACAGUUGGAUUAUGUUAUAGACAUGGUAGAAGAGAAUACAGGUAGAUGCAUCAAAGCUUAGAAACAUUGAUAUGUCAAAAAAUGUUAAAUGUUUCUUCAAACAUAAGUUGACUUUUAUAUGUUUUCUUAUACGACGUCAUUCGGAGGUUGUUAUAAUUCGCCUUUUUCAACAAUUU